Molecule: messenger RNA, 1794 nt
Organism: Acanthamoeba castellanii str. Neff
Lineage: Eukaryota; Discosea; Longamoebia; Acanthamoebidae
Exons: 2
Coding region: 1-1794 (597 amino acids)
Source: RefSeq, a predicted model, not a curated record
AUGGAGAAGAAGAAGACGAUCGGUCAGGGCAUGGGCCAGAUGAGCAAGUCCCUCGGCAAGUGGGACGACGAGGGGCGACGAGACAGGCAGAUGGUGGUGGCCCGCGGCCAAGGGACCAGACGAACCACCUUCAAGGACGAAGAAGGCUCAACUUCGCCGCCUUCUGCGGCCGAUCGGCGAGGCCGUCUGCGAGCCGAGGAGGAGGAGGCCUCACUGGUGAACGUGGUCAAGGCCUUCGCGGGCAAGACCUCGGAGACGGUGGACAAGUACGAGGAGGCUCGCAAGAAGUCGAAAAUCAAUCGAUUCUUCAAGGGCGUACGAAACAUCUUUCCCAAAGGAAAGAAGAAGUCCGACAAGAAGAAGAGCAAGGGCGGCGACGCAGCUUCAUCCGAUUCGGAGGGAGACGGAGCAUCAUCCUCUUCAUCAAAGAAGCGCUACGCGAAGGAAGAGAAGAGAAAAGAAAGAGAAAUUGGUGGAGGGAAAUUCCAGGAGAAAGAGAGGAAGAGGAGGGAAGAAGAGGAGCGCAAGCGGCAGAGCGAACUCGAGGACAGGCGCAAGCAACGGAGGGCGAGCGCUGCCGCUGACGAAGAAGAUGAGGAUGAAUCGCGAAACAACAAAUCGUCGGAAGGUGAAGAAGACCAGCUCGAGGAUAGGCGCCAGAUGAGGAAGCAGGAGCAUCUCCUCAAGCGGGCUCAGAGCGCCCCCUCCCCGGCCAAGCUCGAGAAGGAUGAAUCCAGCGACCGCCCCCACAGCAUACGCGAAAAGUAUCGGGCGAAGCUGGAGGCCAAGAAGGCGGCAGCGCUGGUCGAGCUGAAUAAGGAGGAGGCCGAGAAGGAGCAGGCGAGGCAGCGACAGGCGGCCAAGGCCGAGGAGGCCGCCAUCGACAGCUUCCUCGAGCGGGCGGCCCAGCGGCGCCGCGGCACCGAGGAGCGCGUGGGCUUCCGCUCCAAGCGCGCCAGUCUCGACCGAGGCCUCUCCGCCCCACUUCAGCCCAGCGGAGAAGAGGAUGAAGAAGACGAUGAGCACGCCGCACGUCGUCGUCGCUUGGGUCUCGCUACAGCGAAGAAGGAAAAUGGAACCAGUUCGACAUCGUCCAAGAGGAAGAAGGAGGAGGAGAAGGGCAAGGAGGUGGUACGGACGGCCAGCGCGAGGACCCACAAGAAGGUGGUACCGACCCGAGGCCACAGCGAGCCGCAGACGAUGAGCGGCAGCAUGGGCGGCCUCGCCACGAGCGCGGCCAUCGGCGGCGCCAAGCUGGUCGGCCGCUACGUUCAACAGCGGCUCGUCGACGAAAAUGCUGACGUGGACAGGGGCGAAAAAGAUGAAGAUGAAGAUGACGAGGAAGAAGAAGAAGUGGAGAGGGCGCACAGGUGGAAGGACAGGGAGAGGGCGCGUAAGGUCAACGAGCGGAUCGAGGAGACGCGACGCCAGCGCCAGGCCCAGGCCCAGGGCCGCCGUCCGAGCCUGGGCAAGUCCUACUCGUGGGCGUCGCCGCGGUCGGGCGACAUCCCCGUGCCGCUCAGCUCGCGCGACCGCAUGACGGCCGCCAUCGAGGGCGCCGCGGCCCGCAACAACAACAACAACGGCUCCGUGGGGUCGACCUCUUCGCGCGCCAGCCCGAGCCGAGCCCACGCCGGCGUCAACGCCAACGGCAACAGUGGCAGCGGCGAUCGUACGCUUUGGCACAAGAAGGCGCGGGUCAUCCGCGAGCGAUCGCAGCGCAACCUGGGCGGCAGCGGCGGUGGCGCGAGCAGGGGCGACGUGCGCACCACCAGCGAACGCAGGCUCAACUGA